Molecule: messenger RNA, 1038 nt
Organism: Protomyces lactucae-debilis
Lineage: Eukaryota; Fungi; Ascomycota; Taphrinomycetes; Taphrinales; Protomycetaceae
Product: Alpha/Beta hydrolase protein
Exons: 1
Coding region: 37-1002 (321 amino acids)
Source: RefSeq, a predicted model, not a curated record
GGUGCUUCUUCUCAUCUGCACAGACCUAGCAAGCCUAUGAGCUUCAUUGAUAUUCCAGCUGCUGUAGACAAGUUCCCUCUCGUAGGGACACUCUUUGACUGCCCUGGAAAAAGCGGGCGUGCGAGCCCGGCCAAAGUAUGCAUCAUUGCCAAUGCGACAGGCAUCUCACAAGCCUUCUAUGCACAAUUCGCCCGCUACCUAGCUGAUCAGGGCUUUCUGACCAUCACAUUUGAUUAUCGCUACACGGGCCUUUCCUUCUUUUCCGGCAGCGAUGGAGGAAUUCGGAUGGAACCCCUCAAUCAAGCCGACAAGGUCAAGAUCCUUAAGCAACACCCAGACGUUUCCCUCGAGACUUGGGGAAGACGCGAUAUCGCCGGUGUGAUUCAGUACGCACAUCAGCGAUUUCAGGGCAGCAAGUUGUACUAUAUUGGUCAUUCCCUCGGCUGCCAUGUUUUGCCACUUGUGGACCAACCUACGCUGGCAACCUUGCACAAAGUCCUUUUUGUGAGUGCAACAAAUCCUUACACGGGAGAUUACACAGACCCAGAGAUGUCGAGAGCUGGAUGGAAGGCAAUGAAUGAGUUUGUCGCAUCCAAUGGGUAUUUCGACGGUCGAGCCUUUGGCAUGGGUGGACUUCUUCCUGCGGCGGCACUCCAGAUGUGGUCUCGAUGGACUGGCUUUCGUCACUACGCUGCGGGUGAUCCUGAAUUUGCAGCGCAGUUCCGACGUUUCACUACACCCUUCACCAGUUUUGGAUUCAGUGACGAUGUGCAGGUGCGUAUGUCGCCCCAGACGGUCAUCAAUUGGUGUAAAGCGCUGUCAAGAGCACCGAGCACGUUGUACAUGUUUGAUGCAGCUGCUAUGAAUUUGAAACUGGGACAUAACGAUGCAUUCAGAGAGCGCAACAAGCCAUUUUGGGAGCAGGCUUUUCUGCGGUGGCUCAAGGACGAGCGUGUGGAAGGUGCAGUGCCGGAGCUUGUGCUUGGUGUGUCUCAGCUGUAGUAGCUGUAUGUACUUAAGCUUGUACUAUACUCAUCC